Molecule: messenger RNA, 489 nt
Organism: Phytomonas sp. Hart1
Lineage: Eukaryota; Euglenozoa; Kinetoplastea; Trypanosomatida; Trypanosomatidae
Source: the annotation of a GenBank genome assembly
AUGUCAAUAUCCAGGGAAGGCUUUGAGCAUCGGCAAAAUCAUUCAAGUGCUGCUUUCGAGAAUAUUCAUAAGGAUCUUCAGACUGCGUUGCAAAAUCUUUCCAAUGAAUGUCUAAAAACGGAAGAUCUUGAAAGAAAGCUGUGUAUUUCCGAAAAUAUAGUUUCUGCUCAAAAAAAGGAGAUUUUGAUCUUGCAGCAUCAAUUGACUUCUGAUAGUUCUAUUACAAAAUCAGGAAAACGCAAAGGCUUGAAGUAUCUGACCUCUAAAAAUUCCGAUAUUGAACCAGAUAUAGUUAGUGAUGAGGUAAAAAAGCUUUUGAAAAAGGUUGAAUCCUUAGAAAAACAUAAUGAGGAAAUGGUUGGCUGCAUAAAAAAACAGAACAAACUCAUCGAUACCCUAAAGCGGCAGAAAAUUCUACUUGAAUCUGCAACUCUUUUAUCUAUUAAAGAAGAAGAUUUGCAGAAGUUUUUGGAGCUAGAAAAAUGUUGA